AUGAAACUUGCCGAGAUUAUUCUCAUCAAUAAUGUGCUUCAAAAGCACAAGGAAAGCGGAGCACCUGUGAAAACUGUUAUGGAAACUUGGGAUCAUUUACAGAUUCAAGUUGCCCUGUACUUCAACGGAGAAUUGUCUGCUUUGCCACCCGAACUACGUCCUAAGAAGCCAGUUCGCGGUCUAUGUCAACGUCUGAAGGGCAAACAUGGUCGUUUCCGCGGGAACCUUUCAGGAAAACGAGUGGAUUACACCGCUAGA
This is a messenger RNA of Cooperia oncophora, 258 nucleotides long. The record is from the annotation of a GenBank genome assembly. Lineage: Eukaryota; Metazoa; Nematoda; Chromadorea; Rhabditida; Trichostrongylidae.